AUGGCGUCACACAAUCAUUUUUUACUUAUUGUAAUCAUUAUCAGCUUCUUUCCAAUAUUAAAUAGAACAAUCUUAACAGCUUCUUCAAGUUUUAAUGUAUCUGUUCGAUAUCCAAAUGCAUCAAUUAAAAUGAGAGUAAUUUUGGAUAUGCGUCGAAUUCGUCAAACACUUCAACCAUACCGUUCUUUGUUAAGAUCAAGAGAACUCUAUCGCGAAUAUUAUAAUAUGUUCAAAACUUUAUGGACUUGUUGCCCUUUACAAAGAGCUUUUCUGUUCGAUACACGAAAUGUUCACCAAUCUAUACUUGAUAUGAUAAAUUGCCAGGAAAAUAUUAAACAUAAUCAAAGUCGACUAUCAACUCAAUGUCUAUCUAAUCUGAAAUUAUUUAAUCCAACAACUCGAGACCUUCCGAAGUGUGAUGGAGGUCUACUUCGAAAUAUUGCUAAUGAAUAUCCUUUCGUUGUGCAGUUGUACAACUAUACAGAACAAUUUUGCGUUGAUGGUCUUCAUCCUAACCUUAUCUUUUUUAAUAUUUCUCAAAUAAUUCAAUGUGAACGUGCUAUUAGACAAAGACUCGUUAACAAUCCAUAUGCUUAUGAUAUUUACGAUACUCUCAGCAAUAGUUUACUCCGUAUUUAUGUGCAAAAUUUAAACAAUUAUUCUGAUUGUAACAGUUCUGAAUCAUCGGAGAAUGAAGAACAACCGACGAAACUUAUGUAUUACUAUUGA
Molecule: messenger RNA, 729 nt
Organism: Adineta steineri
Lineage: Eukaryota; Metazoa; Rotifera; Eurotatoria; Adinetida; Adinetidae
Source: the annotation of a GenBank genome assembly